AAAAAAAAAAAGAUUACUUGCCUCCGUUAAUUAGCAAAUGUUUGAUUCUUUGCCUAAACAAGAAUCCUGCUUGAAGUUGUCAUGAAGUCAUCCCUUUUUCCCCCAAUUGGACUCUCUUCAUAUUCCCUUCUCUUAUUCUUGAUUUCUGACAAUCUUUGUUACUAAACAAUGUCUCACCACCGAGAAACCAAUCCUCACUUCAUCAGACCACUACAGCAGCGUGAAGGCCAAUAUCCCCGAACACCACCACCACCGCAAGAACAACAAAAGAACCAGCCUUCAGCUCCACAUCCUAAAAAGCACCAACGCCAACAUGGUCCACAGGUUGCAGAACUGGAAGGUGAUGGCCCAUUUCGAGCUCCAUGGAAGAAACCUCAAGAACAGUAUCCCCAUCCAGAUGAAGGUCCAUCCCCGUCCCCAGAUGACCUCCGGGGUCCUCAGCUGAGUCGACAAAAACAAAAGAAUGUAGAGCAGUUUCCUAAACAUCAAGGCCAACGUUCCAAGCCAUAUGGUCCACGAGUUACAGAACAUCCGGAGGGUGAUGGCAAAUUCCGUAGUCCAUGGAUGUUACCCCAACAUCAAGAAGACCAUGGUGGUCAUAAUCCACCCCAUGACGGUGAAUACCGUAGUCCAUGGAUGCUGCCACCAGGUCCACCGCAGAAGCAUGAUCAUGACCACCAGAGUCGAGGUCGACAACCAAAGGAAAAGGAUGAGGAUGAUUCUAGGAUCCCACUAAGGCAGCAACAUGACCACCGCUCUCGCCAUCGCCCACUUGGUCUGCGAGCACCAGCACCCCAGAAAACAAGGCCAAUAACAUGGUUAGGUGCAGCUUUAUGUGCCAUUUUCUGGAUUGUAAUAUUUUUAGGAGGACUCAUCGUGCUUAUUGUUUAUCUUGUCUAUCGCCCGCGCAAUCCACGGUUCGAGGUGUCUAGUGUCACCUUGAACGCAGCAUAUAUUGAUGCAGAUGCUCUGCUAAAUGCUGACAUUUCCUUACUGGCAAACUUCACCAACCCAAACAAGAAAGUGAGCGUGGACUUUAAUCAUAUGAUCAUUGACUUAUAUUAUGGGAAUACCCUUAUUGCUACUCAAUAUAUUGAGUCUUUCUCGACACCAAAAACUGAGUCCAGGUUUGCAAACAUUCAUAUGAUCUCUAGUCAGGUUCGACUUCCUUUGGGUGACAGCGUACAGCUUCAAAACCAGAUUAGUAAAAAUGGAGUCAUAUUUGAUGUUAAAGGGUCAUUUAAGGUGAGAUCUAAUCUGGGGAUCUUUAGAUACUCAUAUCGAUUGUACGGCCAUUGCAAGAUCAUGGUGACUGCUCCUCCCAGUGGGGUGUUGAGAGCAACCAGAUGCACAACAAAACGUUGAAGAGAUAUUUAUCGCCAUAUGAGGGUUGAUUUUGAACAGUGUCGAGAAUUAUUCUUCCUCUUUCAAUUUCUUUUUGAGUCUGCUAAUUACAAUGCUUUCAAUAUGUAAAACCCAUCUCAGUUACCUUCCUACCUGUAUAAGAUUUGUAUCGUGUAUUGAAAUUGUCUGCAAAUUUCUGCAGCAGAUGCCAGAAAUUGAAAUCAUACAUGUAUUCUUGUUGAUUCAUAACCAGUAACUGCACCAUUUUGUUUUCUUUUGGCUAAAAAAAUAAUCAUGUAACAUAAAAAAAAAGUAGAAGAGAAUAAUUCUCACAAUUGGUUAUUUAUUUACAAAUGAUCAAUAUGAUGAAAAUUACAAAAAAUGCCUCAAAAUGCUGGCAUGCCCUCUCCACUCUUCACGAUGACAAGAAAUACAUCAAUGAUGGCAAAAAAAAAAAAAAAAAAAAAAA
This is a messenger RNA of Jatropha curcas, 1813 nucleotides long. Its product is annotated as proline-rich receptor-like kinase. The record is from RefSeq and is a predicted model, not a curated record. Gene Ontology annotation, biological process: defense response to other organism. NCBI's taxonomy places the organism in Eukaryota, Viridiplantae, Streptophyta, Magnoliopsida, Malpighiales, Euphorbiaceae. Gene Ontology annotation, cellular component: plasma membrane.